Hydra vulgaris (swiftwater hydra) is the source of this 1113-nucleotide messenger RNA. The record is from RefSeq and is a predicted model, not a curated record. NCBI's taxonomy places the organism in Eukaryota, Metazoa, Cnidaria, Hydrozoa, Anthoathecata, Hydridae.
AUGCUACUAUGCUUAAGUUAUAAAUGUUCAGGAGAUUCAGUUGAUUUAGCUGUAAGAGAUAAAGAUCUUACUGCACUCAAAUAUUUACAUGAAUUAGGGUAUAAAGGUACAAGUUAUGCAUUUGAUUAUGCUGCAUUAAAUGGAGACAUUGAAAUUAUUAAAUAUUUACAUUCAAAAGAAUAUAAAGGUACAAAAGAUACACUUGAUUUCGUUGAAAUAAGUAGAAGUCUUAAAGCACUCAUAUAUUUACAUUCAAAAGGAUAUAGAGGAACAAAUUGGGAAUUAAAUGAAGUACUCAAGUAUUUACAAUCAUUAGGUUAUAAAUGUUCAAAAGAUACAGUUGAACUCAAAUAUUUACAUGAUGAAUAUAAUGAAAAUGAAAUGAUUAAUAAAGAUGAUAAAAUGAAUGAUGAUGACAUGAGUGAUGAUGAUGACAUGAGUGAUGAUGAAUAUGAUGAAGAUAAAGAUGGUAUGAUUGAUUAUGAUCUAAAUGAUAAUCUAAAAAAAUAUGGAGCUUCAGAAGAUACAUUUGAUGAUGUUUUUAAAAAAGCUGCUAAAAAUAACGACCUUGAAUUAAUUAAAUACUUGCAUGAAUUAGGGUAUAGAGCUUCAGAACUUGAAUUUGAUGAUGCUUUUAAAAAAGCUGCUAAAAAUAACGACCUUGAAUUAAUUAAAUACUUGCAUGAAUUAGGGUAUAGAGCUUCAGAACUUGAAUUUGAUGAUGCUUUUAAAAAAGCUGUUAAAAAUGACAACCUUGAAUUGCUAAAUUAUUUUCAUGAAUUAGGGUAUAGAGCUUCAGAUUAUGAAUUUAAUUGUGUUGUUAAAAGUGGAAAUCUUGAAAUGAUAAAAUAUUUAAUUGAAUUAGGGUAUAAAGGUUCAGAACAUACAUUUGAUUCUGCUGUUGAAAGUGGAAAUCUUGAAGUAAUUAAAUAUUUUAAUGAAUUAAUGCAAAAAGCUUCAAAAUACACAAAUGAUAAAGCUUUUGAAAUAGCUGUUAAAAAUGACGACCUUGAAUUAAUUAAAUACUUGCAUGAAUUAGGGUAUAGAGCUUCAGAUUAUGAAUUUAAUCAAGCUUUGAAAAAGCUGUUAAAAAUGACAACCUUGAAUUGCUAA